AUGGUCAACAGGUGUAUUCUUCAAAUCGUUCUCCUGAUGUGCUUCUCCAGCAUAGCUCUUCCCAUGAGCUACAACUCGCUUCAAAUCCAACUGCACAACAGCAGUCAGAGGUGCUUGGACCUCCUGAGGGAGCUAAAGGGACAGACUGAGGACUGCCUCAAUGAAAGGAUGAACUUCAUGAUUCCCAAGGAGAUCAGGAAGCCCCAACAGCUCUCCAAAGAAGAUGCUACCUUGGUCAUCUUUGAAAUGCUCAACAAUAUCUUUGUGGUUUUCGGAAAAAAUGUCUCCAGCACUGGCUGGAAUGAGACUCUUGUUCAACACUUUCGCUCUGAAACCUAUUGGCAGAUUUGCCAUCUGAAGAACAUGAGCAAAACGUUCACCAAGAAAAACAGUAUGUUACAGCUACGCCUGAAGAGCUAUUACUGGAAGAUCUUGAAUUUCCUGGAGGAAAAGAAGUACAGCAACUGUGCCUGGAAAUUAGUCCAUUUGCAAAUCAUCAAGGACUUUGCCAACAUGCGCAAUCUCAUAGAUUCCUUCCAAAACUGA
This is a messenger RNA of Ochotona princeps (American pika), 546 nucleotides long. RefSeq names its product interferon beta 1 (gene IFNB1). Gene Ontology annotation, molecular function: type I interferon receptor binding; cytokine activity. The coding region runs from base 1 to 546 and encodes 181 amino acids. Gene Ontology annotation, biological process: B cell differentiation; cytokine-mediated signaling pathway; T cell activation involved in immune response. The record is from RefSeq and is a predicted model, not a curated record. Gene Ontology annotation, cellular component: extracellular region. The transcript has a single exon. NCBI's taxonomy places the organism in Eukaryota, Metazoa, Chordata, Mammalia, Lagomorpha, Ochotonidae.